Messenger RNA from Cryptomeria japonica (Japanese cedar), 1241 nucleotides. RefSeq names its product xyloglucan endotransglucosylase protein 2. The record is from RefSeq and is a predicted model, not a curated record. Gene Ontology annotation, biological process: xyloglucan metabolic process; cell wall biogenesis. The transcript is spliced from 5 exons. The coding region runs from base 152 to 1027 and encodes 291 amino acids. Gene Ontology annotation, cellular component: apoplast; cell wall. Gene Ontology annotation, molecular function: xyloglucan:xyloglucosyl transferase activity; hydrolase activity, hydrolyzing O-glycosyl compounds. Lineage: Eukaryota; Viridiplantae; Streptophyta; Pinopsida; Cupressales; Cupressaceae.
GUUUUGUUCCUCAUCACCCACUAUAAAAUGGCCUUUCACUCCUCAUGGAUUCCCAAGUCAUUCCUUAUUUUAGUCUUAUUUCCUUAUUUCAAAGUCUUUUUCUUCACUUUCUCCAAGGUUCAUUUGAUAGAGUGAGGAGGAUCUGGUGAAGAUGCUGCUCAAAAUGUGGCUACUUCUCUUAGCGGUGGUGGUGCCUGCUGCCAUGGCUGCCGCACCACAUAGACCCAUAGAUGUGCCAUUUCAAACUAACUAUGUCCCUACCUGGGCUACUGAUCAUAUAAAGUACAUUAAUGGAGGAAGGGAAGUCACACUUUCUCUGGACAAAUGGACAGGCACUGGGUUCCAAUCCAAGGGCACAUACUUGUUUGGGCACUUCAGUAUGCAGAUAAAGAUGGUUCCUGGUGACUCUGCAGGCACUGUCACUGCUUUCUAUCUGUCAUCACAGAACUCAGAGCAUGAUGAGAUAGACUUUGAGUUCUUAGGAAACAGAUCUGGGCAGCCAUACAUUCUCCAAACCAAUGUGUUCAGUGGAGGCAAAGGAGACAGAGAACAGCGCAUAUACCUCUGGUUUGACCCCACCGCAGAGUACCAUUCCUACUCUGUUCUCUGGAACAUGCAUCAAAUUGUGUUCUUUGUAGAUGAUGUUCCCAUUAGAGUGUUCAAGAACAGCCAUGAUUUGGGAGUAAGAUAUCCAUUCAAUCAACCUAUGAAGAUCUAUUCAAGCCUGUGGAAUGCAGAUGACUGGGCCACAAGAGGGGGGCUUGAGAAGACAGACUGGAGCAAAGCACCAUUUGUUGCAGCAUACAAGGGAUUCCAUGUUGAUGGGUGUGAGGCAUCUGCACCAAAUUCACAGUGCCCCACACUGGGGAGGAGAUGGUGGGAUCAGAAGGAAUUUGAUGAUUUGGAUGGAUUGCAGUGGAGAAGGCUGAGAUGGGUGAGAGACAAGUAUACAAUCUACAACUAUUGCAGUGACAGAGUUAGAUAUACAGUCAUGUCUCCUGAGUGUUCCAGAGACCGUGACAUCUAGUACUGCUUUCGUUUGCUCUUGGAAGCUUAUAUAGCUGAAUGGAUUAGAGGGAUGACGAUAUCAUCCAAGCUACAAUAAACAUUUAUAUGUCUAAUGGAUUAUAGGUUUUAUAGGGUUUCAAGGCCGCAAUAAACAUUUAUGUCUUAUGGAUUAUAGGUAUUAUGCAUGCUACAAUAAACAUUUAUAUGUCUAAUGGAUUAUCUUUAUAUGUCUA